CGGCCAAGAACUCCGACGAUCAUCACCAUCGAUCGAUCUUCUUCCGCCGUGGAUCCAUCGCCGGCGAUGACGUCCGAUCACAAGGACGACGUCGAUCGCCUCUUCGCUUGCUUCAAAUGCGGCACCUCCACUCCCGAAUCUGCUCUCAAGGAGAAGAAAUCUCGUCAUGCUUCGAGUUCCGAGAAGUCUUCCCGUAUUGAUCGGAAUCCUGUAGAUUCGGAUAAGCUUAGGACAUCAGCAUCAUUAGCUAUCAAGCUUAAGAGUGGAAAACAGAUAUCUCCGGUUGUCUUCUAUGGGUCUCCAAAUGGUGCUCCAGUUAAACGACCAUCACAGUUAUUAUGGUUGUUACGUGAAAUUCGUGUUGAUCUUAGAGAACAGAACAAUUUGCUAGCUAGGAAAGAGGUCUGGGCCACUUUUCCUAGACAAGAAGAAGCAAUGAGAUUUUCUAGAGCUCAUGCACAAGUGAAAAUCUUUUGCUAUCAAGACCAUUUAAGCAGCCAGAGAAGAUACCUGGUUUCUACAUAUGAUGAGUUUUGGCGCAGGUAUAGUGUUAUGGAUUCGAAAUUACGCCACCACUAUGAAGUUAUUCAAGAGGGGUUGCCUUGCCAUAUUUAUUUUGAUCUGGAAUUCAAUAAGAAAGUCAACCCUGGAAGAAAUGUGGAUGAAAUGGUUGAUAUUUUGAUAUCAUUCACUUUAACUACUUUAUCCAAUAAAUAUUCCAUCAGCGGAAGUGAAGAAUGGGUCCUAGAACUUGAUUCAUCUACAGAAGAAAAAUUUUCGCGUCAUUUGAUCAUUCGCAUACCAAACACUGCUUUUAAGGACAACUCACAUGUUGGAGUAUUUACUUCUGAGGUUUGUGCAAAUAUUGCUAGUUUGCGAGGCAAUGAUCCACAAGUUGACAAAUUGUACAUUAAGAAAGAGUCAAGUUGUACAAGUUCAGAGACUCAAUUAUUUUUGGAUGGUGCUGUUUAUACUCGUAAUCGUUGUUUCCGUCUCGUGCUUUCUUCAAAGGCAGGGAAGGAAUCAUUCCUUUCGCCAACGGAGCGUUUCAAAUGUAAGGGUCUGAGUCAGAAGCAGUUGUUCAUGGAGUCCCUAAUCUGUAAGGUUGACGCUGAUUGCAACAAGCUAUUAGUUUGCAAAAUGGACUUGGACUGCAAGAAAGUGCUAACAUUUGAAUCUGAGAAUUUAUAUCGUCCAGAAGAAUUUGCCAGACAUGAUGUACCUGGCACGUACUUUUCAGGGAGGUCACCGUUUCCAGCAUUGGAUGUGUUUAUAGAAUCAAUUGCUUCCAUUGGGAAUAUUCUGGGAAAAAUUCGUAGUUGGUAUUGGUUCUCGGCUUACAAUCUGAUGAUCUACAGUAUGUCAAGGAGUCGAUAUUGUGAAAGAAUCGGAAGAGAACAUAAAAGUAAUCAUGUGAUGUACAUUGUUGAUUUUCGAGUUGCUGGCUAUUACCAGAAAUGUUAUGAUCCUGAUUGCAGAGGUUAUCGUUCUCCAUUACGCCCUUUGCCUUCUGAUAUAACGCUGAAUUGUAUGGGAGUGCUUGAUUCAAUACAUCCAGAAAAUUAUGAGAUGAUGGAUGUUAAUUUUGAUUCCCAAGUGGCUGAGGUUAACAUGGAGCAAAGUUCAAAGGAUAAUAGUGUUUCUACUACUGAAAGCACUAAGAAGGAUACUGGCUGGUGGCAGAAAGCAAUGCAAUAUGCAGACUGCAUUGAGAACUGGGAAAGUUUACCAGAGUUCGACAAAUUGGAUGACGAUGACAACGAAGAUUUAGGCUGGUGGGUGAAUGUUGAGGAAAUUGUUUCACAAGUCGAGGAAACCGUAGUUGAUGUAUGAGCUGAUUAUGAUCUGGAAAUUUCUCGAACUUGGGGGCUGAAGGCCGGGAGAUGAGAGGCAAAUUAAAAUCUCUUAUUGUGUGUUUGUUUGUUUGUUUUCUUGAGAAGUGUUGUUGCAAAACAAUCUGUAGCUGUUGUUUAUAACUUUAUGUAAUGUAUACCGAAGGCGAAAAAUCUCAGCAUGUAAAUCUCAUUCCCAAGUUCAUGAAUUUACUUUCUGGAGACUCUGUAUCAUGUUAU
Dioscorea cayenensis subsp. rotundata (Guinea yam) is the source of this 2072-nucleotide messenger RNA. RefSeq names its product DNA-directed primase/polymerase protein. Gene Ontology annotation, molecular function: DNA-directed DNA polymerase activity; chromatin binding. Gene Ontology annotation, cellular component: mitochondrial matrix; nucleus. The record is from RefSeq and is a predicted model, not a curated record. The coding region runs from base 67 to 1833 and encodes 588 amino acids. The transcript is spliced from 14 exons. Gene Ontology annotation, biological process: response to UV; error-prone translesion synthesis; replication fork processing. NCBI's taxonomy places the organism in Eukaryota, Viridiplantae, Streptophyta, Magnoliopsida, Dioscoreales, Dioscoreaceae.